Messenger RNA from Bursaphelenchus xylophilus (pine wood nematode), 1436 nucleotides. The record is from the annotation of a GenBank genome assembly. NCBI's taxonomy places the organism in Eukaryota, Metazoa, Nematoda, Chromadorea, Rhabditida, Aphelenchoididae.
AUGCUACUCACCGGAUUGACUCUUUUUGUGUUGUACUCGCUGUGCGGGGUGGUCCAGGCGAGCAUCAGCUGCUACACUUGCGCCAAUGACUUUGUGGUGUGGGUAAGGAGAUUUUCGGAGUUUUUUUGGGAUUGUUAAAAAAGUGAUUUUUUAAUUUUUUCUUUUUUUGUAAGAGCAAUUGCAAAUGCAACUUGUCAUCAAUGAAAAUCAAAAUUUCCUGAAACGCAAUCUUGCUUUUUAACUCAAUUUAGGUAGAUUAAAAACAAGAUUUUUUAUAAAAAAAUGCCAAGAAAUGCUUCAGGAAAAAUUUUUGAUCUUUUGAAAGGGAAAAGUGUAAUUAAUCGGCAAAGAAAUCCAAUUUUUCGCUUAGAAUUCACAGAAGUAUGGCCAAAAUGUUUUUCUCUGAGCAGUUCUCCUCGUUUAAAGACCUUGUAAACUCCUUUGACUUUUCAGAACUGGCGUCACUACUUCCUCAAACGCAACUACCAACUCUCCUCCUCCGACAACACGUGCUCACAAAAGGUCUCGUUCCCCGACACCUACAACAAGUGCACAACGAGCUGUUUCGUUUUCUACGUGAAUGGGACGGACAGAGAAACGGGUUUGACUGUCACGUUGGGUGUGGGUAGAGGAUGUUCCGGGCAGUUCUUGACCGACGAACAAUAUAUGAGUAGAUCGUUGGGAGUGCAGUCGAAGAUGUCGGAAACGGCGCAUUAUCUGCCAAGGACCUAUGAUAAAGUAAGCUUGUUAUAGGGAUUUUUGAAAUUUUGAAGAUUUUUGAGGCUUUUUGAAGAAAUGAAAAAAGUGACAUUUCGUCCACAUAAAAUUUAAGUCGAUAUUUUUUAUGGUAUGGUGAAAUGGGAAACUGUAAAAAAAUAUUGGCAGGUAAUAUUUGGACAUAAAUAACUGUGAUUGCAAAUUUUAAAAAAAUACGUCAUGAUGACGGGGUUUUUGAAAUUUUUUGGACGAAAUGUCAAAAAUUUCUAAAAGCUGAAUUUUUUGUUGAAAAUCAGAUUUUUGAAUUGCUUCUGUCAUAUGUAUUCAUUUUCAAUUUUAUCCACUUCUUAAUUUUUGAAUUUUUGGUCCCACAACGAAAACUUUAAUUUAUAAAAUUUUCCUUAAAAAUCCCUUUAGCUGAUUUUAUCUUCACUUUUUUACGCUUCAUAUUUUUUCAGUAUGAAAUCUGGGAGCACUGGUGUUUCUGCGCCGCGGACUACUGUAAUGUGGAGUCCUGUUACAACGAAUGGCGUUACAGCAGUGGGUUCGGCUAUGCGCCGCUGAAUCCGCAUCGGCGAACGCACUCGCGCCGACGCCACGACAACUCCUACGAUUAUCACAACUCAUAUUGGGGAUGGUACAAGAGUGCCGUCGCUGCGAAAUCACCCGGGUCUCUACUGUUGUCCAUGACAAUCCUUUUGUAUUUUAUUUUCUUCUAA